AUGGAUCUAUCGCGACGUCUAAGUGAGAGGGAGAGCCAUGUGAUGGAUCAUCUCGAAGCCAGGGGCGUUGUUCUCAAGCGCCAACUGAGCGGCGGAGGAAUUGCCGGCGUCGUUGUCGGCAUCAUCGUGGGCAUUGUAUUUGUUGCUCUGUGCUCAUACCCGUUCAUUAUCCGCCGCAUCAGACGUCGAAAGGCAGAACUUCAUCAUGGCCCCCCCGACACGACCGAUCCGGAGACCGGAGGGGUUUCCCCAACGGGAGCUUUGGGCACAGAAGACCACCAACGCCGCCUGUCCUCGCAGGAAUCCUUCAAGCCUUCGGGAGAAAACACGCGCGGAGGAGUAGACGGAUCUGUUAAAGACUUGGAUUGGGCUCCUCAUGAUGCCUUGGUAAAUCCCAACGGACCAGGUCAAACACCAGGCCAACCGGACUAUGCUCCUCGAAUUGACACAAACCUACCUUCCUAUGGCGUCAGCAAUGCCCAGCCCGGCUUGAACAACUCAAUACCGCGCUCGACACCAUUUGGCUUUGACGAAAGUUACCAUGAAGAGUAUAUGCCACAGGCUAUCGGUGAUGCACCACAUGGAGCUCUCAACGGUGCCAAUGCCGACUACUAUAGUCCCUCAGUUCCUUCAGAGGCCUUCGGAAUGUUCACCACUGAGGAUUCUCGAGCUCAACCUGACCGCUCAUGGUCGCGUGGGAGCUCAUUGAGAUACAAUUUGAAGCAGAUGUUCAGCCGGAAGAGCACGCGUGAUCAGUCUCAUGAUUCCCCAACCUCAUUGUCUCUUGCUGAGGGCCCGGACAGUGCUGCCAGAACUGUCCCUCGUGCACCUCAUGAAGCGUCCCUUCAAAGGAUCACCACACAUGGGGAUCCCACCGAGUCUCCUACAGAUAUUGAUGCCCCUGCCACCGAUUCGUUGCCAGUACCUCAUCCUGCUCAGAGUCUGGGGUCGCCGAUUGCACUACCAUCUACCUUGCCGAAGGGGGCUGUGCAAACUCCCCCAGAGUCCCCACCGACCACUUUCAACUUCAACGCGGCUCAAUCCCCUCCUAGCCAUCCCGCUCCCGGUACCGUAAACCCAAUGGAUAUCAUGCCAGCCUCAACCGAGAGCGAAGUGUGGCACAGAACGGACUAUCAACUAUACGUAUCGCAAUCCUCGCCUCAGCAGCCGCCCCCUUCAACGGAGCUUUCAGGGCAUGAUGGGCCAGUGGACUCGCCUUCACCAUUCACACUCCCUCCCAAUACUCCUCAACCUCAGCCUUUGCCCGUUAUCCAGUCUCCUACGCCCACACAAAGCGAGGUACCCUUUAAGCAAGAGCCCGAAGAAGCCCAAGAUGUUUCCAUGUCCGAUAUCCCGUCGAACAAUCACUUGAGUCCAUUGCCCGACAGCAAUAUUCGACACCAAAGCUACCCUUCCGACGCGUCCACUCCACAGCCUGGACAUGCGUCUACUAAUCCCUCCUCACUAAGUACACCCGCAACGCAGCUCGAUACUCCUUCUCCUCACUCUGGCGCAUCAUCCGACUAUCGUCAUAGUGUGUCACCUGGAAACGGCGGCAGUAAUCUAUCACCCAAGAAUGGUAUACAUGCAUGUGAUGAGCCUGGUUGUAAUCAGGUGUUCGAUCAGCCACACAAGUUGAAACACCAUCAGCGAUAUCAUACCAAAGACCACAAAUGCCCUUACCCAAAUUGUGGCAAGGGAUUUGGAACUAAAACCCAUCUUCAGCGUCACGUCAAUGAUCGCCAUGAAAGGAAGAAGAAGUUCCACUGUGCCGUGCCAGGCUGUGACUACUCACGACAAGGUGGAAAAGGAUUCCCUCGAAAGGAUAAUUGGAAGCGGCAUAUGACCAAGAUUCACAACAUGGACCAACGACAUCUCCCAGAGCCCGUUGAGGUCGACCAGGAUAUGGGUGGUACAUAG
Fusarium sp. VM40 is the source of this 1920-nucleotide messenger RNA. The record is from the annotation of a GenBank genome assembly. Lineage: Eukaryota; Fungi; Ascomycota; Sordariomycetes; Hypocreales; Nectriaceae.